This is a messenger RNA of Pistacia vera, 3112 nucleotides long. Its product is annotated as putative pentatricopeptide repeat-containing protein At2g02150. Bases 103 to 2409 code for a protein of 768 amino acids. Gene Ontology annotation, molecular function: protein binding. The transcript is spliced from 2 exons. NCBI's taxonomy places the organism in Eukaryota, Viridiplantae, Streptophyta, Magnoliopsida, Sapindales, Anacardiaceae. The record is from RefSeq and is a predicted model, not a curated record.
UUACCGCUUCCUAUAAACCCUAAUAAGUAAGCUUUGAUUAUGAUUUAUAUAUGAAUCCCUCUGAACACCAGCAAAUGCAAUGCUACGGCUCCUUUUUGAAAAAUGAAACUACUUGUAUUUGAAGCUGCUCUCUGUUUCUUCUCCAAAAUGUUUUUCUCUUUACGCAAUCUCUUCUCCAUCAGUCGUAGAAUCCCUCACAGAGUAAGCCCUUCUCUCUCCUUGAACCCUACUCGUUUCUCUCCUGAUUCUUUUAUUUCUUGCCCUUUAAUUUGGUUCACUAGUUUUCUCUGUAUUAUCAGAUACCCUUUUGUCUCUAAAACAAAUCCCAACAGUCUUUUUCUAGAUAUAAAUAGGGAUUCCAUGCGGAAUAUCAUCCAACAAGACCAAUGGGACGCGCCAAUUAUCAUUCAUUUGUUCGAUUCAGCAUUGGCGCCCAUAUGGGUUUCCAAGGUUUUGGUUGAGUUAAAGCAAGAUCCAAUUUUAGCAUUCAAAUUCUUUAAAUGGGCAAAAACCCGAACUGGGUUUUACCACACCACAGAGUCCUAUUGCAUAUUGGUUCACAUUUUGUUUUAUGCUAGGAUGUACUUUGAUGCUAAUAAUACUCUUAAGGAAUUGAUUUUAUCGAACCGGGCAGUACCUGGUUUUGAUGCUUUUGAUGUUUUGUGGUCAAAAAGAAAUGUUUGUGGUUGGGGAUUUGGUGUUUUUGAUGCUUUGUUUAGUAGUUUGGUUGACUUAGGAAUGCUUGAGGAAGCCAAUAAGUGCUUUUCAAAAAUGAAGAGGUUUAGGGUUUUGCCAAAAACGCGGUCUUGUAAUGCACUUUUGCAUAGGCUUUCAAAGUCAGGAAAGGGAUACUUGUCAAUGGAGUUUUUAAAGGAUAUGGUUGGGGCAGGGAUUGAUCCAUCUGUGUUUACGUACAAUAUAAUGAUAGAUUAUAUGUGCAAAGAAGGUGAUUUGAAAACUGCUAGAAGCUUGUUUGAGCAAAUGAAACGGAGGGGGUUAAACCCUGAUAUUGUAACAUAUAAUUCUCUUAUUGAUGGUUGUGGAAAGGUUGGGUUGUUGGAUGAAUCCAUAUGUAUAUUUGAAGAAAUGAAGGAUGUGGGUUGUAAGCCUGAUGUAAUAACAUACAAUGCUUUAAUAAAUUGUUUUUGUAAAGUUGACAGAAUGCCUCAGGCAUUUAUGUUUUUCAGUGAGAUGAGGAACAACGAGUUAAAACCAAAUGUUGUAACAUAUAGCACAUUGAUUGAUGCUUUAUGCCAGGAGGGGAUGAUGCAACAGGCAAUUAAAUUUUUUGUUGACAUGAGACGUAUAGGUCUUUUACCUAAUGAAUUCACAUAUACUUCUUUGAUUGAUGCAAAUUGCAAAGUAGGUAAUCUGAAUGAAGCCUUGAAGCUGGCUAAUGAGAUGUUACAAGCUGGCAUUGAGUUGAACCUUGUUACUUAUACAAGCAUAUUGGAUGGUCUUUGUGAAGGAGGGAGGAUGAAGGAAGCAGAAAAAGUAUUUAGAGCAAUGCUUGAAGCUGGAGUAACUCCUAACCAGAAUGUUUAUACUGCCCUUAUUCAUGGUUAUAUUAAGGUUAAGAAGUUGGAGACUGCCAUGGAUCUUUUCAAAGAAAUGAAGGAAAAAAACAUCAAAGCAGACUUGUUGCUUUAUGGAACCAUCAUUUGGGGCCUGUGCACUCAAAGUAAACUUGACGAGUCGAAGCUUUUAAUAAGGGAAAUGAAGGAGUAUGGUCUGAGUGCAAAUCCUGUCAUAUACACAACACUCAUGGAUGCUCAUUUGAAGGCUGGAAAAACCUCAGAGGCCCUGGGCUUGCUGCAUGAUAUGCAGGACUCGGGUAUUGAAGUUACUGUUGUCACAUUUUGUGUAUUACUUGAUGGUUUGUGCAAAAGGGGAUUGGUCCAAGAAGCAAUUGAUUAUUUCAGUAGGAUGCCAGAGUUCAAUUUGCAACCAAAUGUUGCAGUAUAUACGGCCCUGAUUGAUGGUCUUUGUAAAAAUAAUUGCAUUGAAGCAGCAAAAAAGAUGUUUGAUGAAUUACUUGAAAAAGAUAUGAUUCCUGAUAAAAUUGCGUACACUGCUCUGAUAGAUGGAAAUUUGAAACAUGGAAAUUUUCAGGAAGCUUUGACUUUGCAUAACAGAAUGAUUGAAGUGGGUAUGGAACUUGAUCUGCAUGCCUAUACUUCCUUAGUUUGGGGAUUUUCUCAAUGUGGUCAAUUGCGGCAAGCAAGAGUGUUUUUUGAUGAGAUGAUUGGCAAGGGUAUACUACCUGAUGAGAUACUUUGCAUUUCUCUGCUAAAGAAGUAUUAUGAGCUAGGAAAUAGAGAUGAAGCUGAUGAAUUGCAAAAUGAAAUGGUAAAAAAGGGUCUAUUGCUGCAAUUUAGCAAUAACGUGGUUCCUAAUAUACAAGCUUGAAAGGGUAAAAAGUCUUGAUCAUCAGUAACUUUCUAAUGCUUUUCAGAAAGAUGUUUGGGAAGCAGAAAGUGUUUUAAUUUUUUUAAUCCCGGGGGAUAAGUACACAAGGAAUACAAAGUUCUAGUAAAUACUUAUUUCUGGAUGGAUUGACUCAAUGCAAACAUUAUAUUUGUUGCUGGUUUGUUAAAAAGGGUUCUCACUGGACAUCUUUUUAUGCAUAUCAAAAGUUCCUUUUUGCUCUCAUGAUGCCAACUCUGUUACUUGGAGACAUUUAAGUUUGCAGUAUUGGAGUGAGUUUUAGUGACUUUGAGCACAGACAUGGUAUUUAUUCUGGUUUCCAGUUACAAAAUGCCUAAAUUUCUUUUUCAGGGCUUUGGACUCCAAGGAUGCCAUAGAACUCUUUUGUGUUUGCUGGAGAAGUGGGGUUAAAGCUUCAGUGGAGACAGAUAAAUUAUACAUAAAUCCGAAUGGAAUGUGAAGGAGAUGAACUUGUGGAAUGAGGUUGUCAAAAUUUACUCAGCUGGAGAAGAGUUAUUUGUGUAGUUCCAAGUAGCUGUGCACUACUAGUCUCUGAUAUUCUUUAUGUUUCAAUCCAGAGUUAUAUCUUGCUUAUCAAAUUUAGGAUCUACAUUUACUUGUAAAUUUGGUUCAUUGGUGAUGAAUGAAAUUAACCAAGAACUUAGCUUACAAAAACUAUUUUAUA